Messenger RNA from Pipistrellus kuhlii (Kuhl's pipistrelle), 924 nucleotides. It is a transcript of the gene CUNH19orf25, whose product is annotated as chromosome unknown C19orf25 homolog. Lineage: Eukaryota; Metazoa; Chordata; Mammalia; Chiroptera; Vespertilionidae. The record is from RefSeq and is a predicted model, not a curated record. The transcript is spliced from 3 exons. The coding region runs from base 134 to 490 and encodes 118 amino acids.
CGUGACCUCAUGACGAGCGGGCAGGGGGGAGGGCCGGAAGUUCGCUUCAGGACUUUGAGGGCGGGGCCACACUCCGACCGGAAGCAGAGCGGUCCGCUCUGAGCCGCUGGCAGCUCCGGUUGCGUGCCCAGGGAUGGGCUCGAAGGCCAAGAAGCGUGUCGUGCUGCCCACUCGCCCGGCGCCCCCCACGACGGAGCAGAUCCUGGAGGAUGUGCGGGGGGCGCCCGCCGAGGACCCAGUCUUCACCGCCCUGGCCCCCGAAGUGUCCGCAGACUCCUCCUGGAAGGCUGAGAACCCUGAGGCCCAACGGGAGCAGCUCUACCAGCAGAGCCGGGCCUACGUGGCCGCCAACCAGCGGCUGAGACAAGCCGGUGAUGAGCUAAGACAAAGGUGUGAGGACCUUUGGCAAGCUGGCCAGGAGCUGGAGCAGGACGUCGUCCAGGUGAAGCAGGUGGCACUGUCCGGGGCCUCGACCACCUUCUCAGGCUGACCUGACCCUUGGGCUCGCCUGAGCAUGCAGUCCCUGGAGAGUGCACCCCAUGGCCUCCUGUCACAUCUCAGUCAUGGGCUCCUGGGUCCCAGAAACAGAUUCUGGGCUCUCUGAUUCAUGGCUAAGCCUGCCUCGGUAUCCGGAGACCCCAGGGGACAGAGCCUGCCUGGUGUGCGGUCGCAGCAGGAACAGUGGUGAGGGGCACACCUGCCUCAGCAGGGCACAGGCCCGUUCCUGAGGGUCAGGACAGGCUUUGUGGAUGCCACUCAUCCCCAGGCUUCUCCUCUUCUGGAGCCUAAUUGCCUUCAGCCUCGACUUGGUUUGGAGCCUCAGAACCUAUCCUCCCUUCUCUUUUGGUAACUCUGCUUCACUGGUCACCCAUUAAACGGAGCCUUGUCUCUAUAUGAACUGUGGGGCCCCCAGAGGGUCCAGAA